Eimeria necatrix is the source of this 2250-nucleotide messenger RNA. Its product is annotated as aminotransferase class V domain-containing protein, conserved, putative. The transcript has 5 exons. Bases 1 to 2250 code for a protein of 749 amino acids. The record is from RefSeq and is a predicted model, not a curated record. Lineage: Eukaryota; Apicomplexa; Conoidasida; Eucoccidiorida; Eimeriidae.
AUGCUGCAGUUUGCCAACAAAGUUGCUUCCAGCUGCAUCCGCAGGUUCAGCAGCGAGGCAGCAAAUCGGCCGCUGCUGCUGCGGCUGCCGCCUUCUUCUCCGCUGGGCUUCAGGGCCCCCUUGCUGGGGCCGCUGCUGCAGCCGCGGCUGGGGCCCCCAGCAGCAGCAGCAGCAGCAGCAGCAGCAGCAGCAGCGGGAGCCUACCACGCGAAGGUGCUGCAAACUGCUGCUUCCAUGCUCUGGUUUGCUCUUCCCGAAGACGGCAGGGCGUCGCUCGCCAGCUGGCAGCAGCAGCAGCAGCAGCGGCAGCAGCAGCAGCAGCAGCAGCAGCAGCAGCAGCAGGUUUUGGAGACGUUUUCUCAGGUCACUCAGAGGCUGCAGCAGCACGAAGGAGACACGCAGCUUGUCUCCUUGCUGCAGCGGGAGGGAGAAGAAGAGAUGCGGCCGCUUGUUGCUGAAGCAGCAGUGCGGUGGGUUGCUGCAGCGCCUGCUGCUGCUGCUGCUGCUGCUGCUGCUGCACCAAGCGAGCAGCAGCAGGAAGGCAGCGUCUUAAGGGCUAUUGACUCUGUCUUUGAAGUUAGGCGCUACCCAGCGGAGCAGCCGCAGCAGUGUGUCUGCAAGUGCAGCAGCAGCAGCAGCAGCAGCAGCAGCAGCAGCAGCAGCAGCGCUUGCUGCAGCAGCAGCAGCAGCAGCAGCCAGAAUCCCAGCCACUGCAGCGCAUGCGCUGCACUUCAAAAGUAUAUCGAAAUGUGCAUGGCCUUGAGUGACCCCUGGACUCCUUGCAGCAGCAGCAGCAGCAGCAGCAGCAGCAGCAGCAGCAGUACCACCAGCAGCAGCAGCAACAGCGGCAGUACUCACGGAUUGGACUACUCGUAUUCAGAGUUGCCGAAGCGGGAAAACAAACAGAAGGCCACAAAGCAACAGCAGCAGCAGCAACAGCAGCAGCAACAGCAGCAGCAGCAGCAACAGCGCCAGCGACAGAAGCGGCAACCGCAGCAAAAAGCGGCGAAGUCACAAAAAGCAGCAGCAGCAGCAGCAGCAGCAGAAAGCGCGCCAGCAGCACCCUCAAGGUCACCAGCAGAAGCAGCAGCAGCAUCUGCAGCAACAGCAGCAGCAGCAGAGGCCCCUGCCGCACCCUCAGCAUCAUCAUCAGCAAGGGCAGCAGCCCCAGAAGCAGCAACAGCAACAGCAGCAGCAGCAGCAGCCCCAGCAGCCGCAGCAGCAGCAGCAGCACCUGAAACAGCAGCAGCCCCAGCAGCCGCAGCAGCCGUAGCAGCAGCCCCAGCAGCAGCAGCCGCCGAAGCAGCAGCGGCCCCAGCCGCCGCAGCAGCCCCAGCAGCAGCCCCUGCAGCAGCAGCAGCAGCAGCAGCAGCAGCAGCGCCAGCAGCAGCAGCAGCAAGGGGCCUGGCGGGGCUGCAGAUCCCGCGUUCGCUGCGGCGGUCUGUGGGGCAGGCGCUGCAUGCAUUCAAAAUGCUGCAGCAAGGAGAUAGGGUUUUGGUGGGGCUUUCUGGAGGCAAAGACAGCCUCACGCUGCUGCUGCUGCUGCUGGAGCUGCAGCAAAGGGCCCCCAUAAGCUUCCACGUUGCUGCUGCUACUGUGGACCCCCUCACUGCCAGCUUCAACCCCGCGCCCCUGGGGCCCUACCUCCGCAGCCUCGGGGUUGAGUGGUAUCGGCUGCAGCUGCCCAUUAUGGAGCUGGCCAAGCGCUGCAUGAAGAGACAGUCCAUUUGCGCCUUCUGCUCCCGACUGCGCAGGGGGCUGCUGUACUCCUGCAUGCGCAAGCACGGGUAUAACGUGCUGGCCCUGGGGCAGCACUUAGAUGACCUCGCAGAGUCUUUCGUAAUGUCUGUCUUCAACAAUGGCAAACUAAACACCAUGAAGAGACACCGCGUGAAGCUUCUGCUGAGCGAACAGGAAAAGGAAAUCCCAAACCUCUUCAGCAACAUCCAAAAAGCUCUGCUGCCUUUAAUGGCCGUCGACCCAAUUGCCCGUGGAAUUUCAACCAGCGACCAGCAGCAGCAGCAGCAGCAGCAGCAGCAGCAGCAGCAGCAGCAGCAGCAGGGUGAAGGCGACGAUGAUGAGUCCUUACCCCCCGAGGUUGCAGCUCUGCUGCAGGAAGUUCCCCGUCGCUUCUCUGCUGCGGAUGCUGCUAAUGCUGCUGCUGCUGCUGCUGCUGCUGCUGAGGAGGAAGAUGAGGAAGCAAUGCUUGCACUGACAGCCUGCGGAGUUGAGGGCUGCCCCAGGGCUUAG